This is a messenger RNA of Mercenaria mercenaria, 2452 nucleotides long. RefSeq lists its product as uncharacterized. The transcript has 3 exons. The record is from RefSeq and is a predicted model, not a curated record. The coding region runs from base 137 to 2452 and encodes 771 amino acids. NCBI's taxonomy places the organism in Eukaryota, Metazoa, Mollusca, Bivalvia, Venerida, Veneridae. Gene Ontology annotation, molecular function: DNA binding; transposase activity. Gene Ontology annotation, biological process: DNA transposition.
CAGGUAUAAAUUUAUAUACUUAUAACUGUACACUAUAUAAACAGCCCUAUGAGAUAAGCUACGGGUAUUCUGAGUUCAGUGGAUCAGCAGAUAUGUGUUAUUUGUUUUGUGAACACUAAGAAGGAAGAAAACUUGUAUGUUACAGGUACUGUAUGACAUUUGCAAAAUGUCUGAUGACGUAUCGCCGAAAAAGAAAAAGAGAUACUCUAAAGACUUUAAAAAUGAUGCUGUAAAACGUGUCAGGAAUGGCGAAAAAGAGGAUAAAGUGGCACAGGAUCUAGAAAUUCCAAGAUCUACACUCGCGACUUGGAUGCAAAAAGACCGAGAAAAGUUAUCAACAUCUAAAUCAAUCAAAGACAGAACAGACCAAAUUGAGAAGCGAUUUGUUUUUACUAUGAAUAAAACAGUACAACGGUCGGUUGACCUAGACAAUGAAUAUGCAUCACCAAUUCACUCCUUCAAUAAUAUAGAAAAAGAGAGAGUAAACUAUGGUGUUGAACAACAUGAUAGUACUCAAGAACAAAUUCGGAUUAAAAAAUCGACUGGUGACUUACCAACUGAAUUUGCCAAUAUGAUACAAGGAAAUGUCAGUGGAAACAAUAUUGAGGUGCAAACUGAUCGCUCGAAAAUGAUGUCUGAUCGCCAACUGCUGUACUAUGGCGAAGAGAACCAGUCUGAAGAAUUUAACAUUCCUAUUAAUACAUCUGAGAAGACGCCGUCAAUUAUUGAUCAUGCCCAUUCGUCGAGUUCUGCCUUCCAUAACUUAGAGAGAGAAAACUAUUCAGUCGAACAGCAACAGCUUGCAAUUGCUCUAGUUUUGUCAGGGGCGAAAAUUGAAACAGUAAGCAUAGAUAUGGAUAUUCCUCCAUCGACCAUUAUUUCUUGGUUAAACAAAAAUGACACUCCUUCCGUGGACGGCAACGAAGACAUAAACGAAAUUGUCAGUACAUCUUCUUUGAAUGAUCCAUAUUUUGUCGAUGAUACCAGGAAUGAUGAAAAAGAGAAGCAAAUAGAUAUUGAUAUGUGCAAUGAAGUGCAAAAAAAGACUGAACCAGAGAGAAAAAAAUACUCUACUGAACAGCAACAGCUUGCAAUUGCACGAGUUUUGACGGGGGCAAAAAUUGCAACGGUUAGCAAAGAUAUGGACAUCCCUCCAUCGACCAUCAGUACUUGGUUAAAAAAAGCUAAGCCUCCUACAGUGGAUGACAACGAAAUUCGGCCAGAAACUAUUAUUACUGCAAAACAUCCAUAUCCUAUUGUGCUCGAUGAAAACAAUGGAAAGACGGAAUUUAAUGCGCUGGUAGAAAAUCUUGAUGGAAACCUGUGUGCGGUAAAAGACAGUAUAUCUCCCAGUCGUACAGAAUCCACAGCUACUGCACCCCUCAAUAAAGGAAAGAAAAAAGAAGAAUAUAUGCUGACAGAAAGCAUGACACAUACAAAUGUCUUAAUAUUUAAAUAUCCAGAGGGAUCAAAAAGUGCCAAUGAAAUGGCAAAGAAGCAAAUGGAUAGAAAAAAAGAUGUCAGUGCAAAUAGUUGCAGCAAAAAAAGUCCAGAACAACAAAGAUACAAAGAAACGGAUCAAAUGAUUGUGAAUUGCAGUCCUCGAGGAGAGAAAACAUACGUCACUCCUAGCACUUCUCCAUCAAACAAUUCUAUCUGGAUAGCAAAAGCAGGGGAGAAGUUGCGAGAACUAUACAAGUCAAAGGACGUGCGACCAAAUAAACAAUUAUGUAACGAACCUGAAAACGAUUCAAAGCAAUCAAAUAACAAUGCAACUAGUAAUGAACGGUGUGAUGUGUUUCGUUCUCCUUGUUCAAGUGAUGAAAACUCAGGACUUUGUUCCGUAACUGACAGUAUAAAAACUGGGAAUACAUCGUUGGCACAUAAAUUGAAUUUGCCAGACAAAAACGCAAAAAUGAUCUGUACCAGGGGUGUGAAACGAAUUGGGUACACGCCAGAAGUAAAGAAAAAAGCCUUGGAAAGAGUGAAGGGAGGCGAAAAAAUUGCAUCAGUUGGCAAAGAUCUUGGAAUUCCUGGCUCUACAAUAUGGGAUUGGACAAGAAAAGAGAAAAUGACGAGAGAAAAUGCUCAGCUUGAUGAUUGUGUUCCACCUGUAAAAUGGAAAAAGUGGCAGGAGAUCAUGAGCGCAGAAAAUUAUGGUAAGGGAUGGACUGAACGUGAUAUAGGUUACAGACUUGAGAAACUUUCGCAAUAUUUUGAAGACAAAUAUGGACUCUUCGAAUUUGCAGUUUGUAAACCAACAGAAAAGUCUGUUAAAGUGGAAAAUAUUGUUUAUGUUAAAGACGGAAAAAUACUUACACUUCUAGAAAGACAUUGCAGGUAUGGAUUUCAGAAGUCAAUAUUAAUCAAUAAUAAACUGCGAGAUGGUUACAGCAUUAAAGCACGGAUAUAUAUUCGGCCAAAGUUCGGUGUUAUUCCUUUGUUUUCCUGA